Pseudoliparis swirei is the source of this 3489-nucleotide messenger RNA. Its product is annotated as pleckstrin homology domain-containing family A member 1-like. NCBI's taxonomy places the organism in Eukaryota, Metazoa, Chordata, Actinopteri, Perciformes, Liparidae. The transcript is spliced from 11 exons. Gene Ontology annotation, molecular function: PDZ domain binding. The record is from RefSeq and is a predicted model, not a curated record. Bases 677 to 1945 code for a protein of 422 amino acids. Gene Ontology annotation, cellular component: membrane; cytoplasm.
GGAUGCGCCGUAAUCAUUUGCUUUUCUCAGAGAGCUGUAGGUUUCAGGGAUGUGUCGAGCCUCAGCGGGUUCAAUGUGGCACGUUCUCUCGUGUCUUUGUGUCGAACGUGGCUGAGCUCAGUGGCCUUUUCCUUUUUUUUUUUUUUUUUUUGACCAUGCACAAGUGGGUGCUGGGCUGUGGAGAGAGGGGGAGGAGGAGAUGGAAAGGGUUGUCCAGAGGCUUGCCAAAUCGGAUGAGAGAGCAGUAGGGAGGAGAUAGCACAGAGAGAGAGGUCUGCGAAAGAAUAGAGAGAGCCAGGGUGGGUGAAGAAAAUGGAUUGACGGUGUGUAGAGUGUUACACAAGGAAAAGGAGGGACUCGGAGGGAGAGAGAGAAGGUAUGGCGGAAAUAAAAGGAUAAAGGCGGUGGUUGUGGUUUGUGUCACAUGAUCUCCCUGGCAGGCUGUAGCCUAGUGAACUCCAGGUGGCAGAGGGAACCGAGAUGCACAGAGAACGAGGGAGUGGGUCCCGCUAGCGAGGCUCGCCACAAGACAACUGAAAUUCACACAUCUCUAUUUCCACUCUUCUCUCUCCUUUAGGAUUUUUUUUUUUUUUUUUUUUUUUUUUUACCGGUCCCGCUUGGCCCCACUCCUCUCCACUCCUGGCCCCAGCAGGCCAGGGAAUGUCCCGGCGGCGAGAUGCCUUACGUGGACCGACAGAACCGCAACUGUGGCUUCCUGGACAUCGAGGAGAACGAGAGCAGUGGCAAGUUCCUGCGCCGUUACUUCAUCCUGGACACGCAGCAGGGGAGCUUGGUUUGGUUCAUGGACAACCCGCAGAACCUACCUGUUGGUACGGACUGUGUUGGCUCCCUCAAACUCACCUACAUCUCUAAGGUCAGCGACGCCACCAAGCUGAGGCCUAAGGCAGAGUUUUGCUUCGUCAUCAACGCUGGGAUGAGAAAGUUCUUCCUGCAGGCCAAUGAUCAGCAGGACCUGGUGGACUGGGUCAACGCUCUCAAUAAAGCCACCAAGAUCACUGUGCCAAAGUUAGCUGAUGGGCAGCAGAAUGCAGAGAACCAGAAGGCUUUACCGGAUGUCGUAGGGCCCAAAAAACAAGUCUCCUAUAAGACUGAGAUCAUUGGAGGAGUCCCCAUCGUCACACAGACCCAGCAUGACGGAGGUGAAGCUGCAGGCCGACUGGAGCGUGAGGCCAUGCAUCGGUCCCACAGCCAACUGCCGUACUUCCUGGGCAGGCCGACUCAGGAGCACGCCGUCAUCAAGUCGGGCUUCUGCGUCAAGCAGGGAGCUGUGAUGAGGAAUUGGAAACGGCGAUAUUUCCUUCUGGAGGAAAACUCAAUGAGUUACUUCAAGUCAGAUUUGGAGAAAGAGCCGCUGAGAAUGAUCCCACUGAAGGAGGUUCACAAAGUCCAUGAGUGCAAACAGAGUGACAUUAUGAUGAGAGAUAAUCUGUUUGAAGUCGUCACCACAUCCAGGACCUUUUACAUCCAGGCGGACAGCCAAGAGGAGAUGCACAGCUGGAUUAAGGCUGUCUCGGGGGCCAUUGUGGCCCAGCGGGGGCCUGGGAGGUCUGCUGCCACAGACCACGGCGGCCGCUCCGCUUUCUACCGCAGCCCCGCGGGGCCCCCCGUCCCUCGCUCGCCCAUAUCUGCCGUGCCGUCGUGCGACCCCGAGUGGGGGGCCGCCGUCGCGUGCAGCGCACGCUCGCAGCCUGGCGUGGGACAGCGAGCACUUCAUGAGCCUGCUGCCACGGCCCAGUCACAGCCGCACGCCGGCACGCCUGUCCCUGCAGGAGACGCGCCUGGCCAAGUGACCCGCGAGCCGCCUCCGGCCACCGGCGGUCUCCCCGAGGAGUCGCCGUGGCGACGGCGGAGCAACUUUGAGCCCCGCGUGCCGGAGCCGCCCGUGGACCUGGACGACGCGGACCUGCCAGUGAGCGAGGUCUGAGCCGCCGAACUGGACGUUGGAACGUGCUGAUCUGGUUGGACGUGAAGAGAUUUAAAGAGGAAGCCGUGCGCGUGAUGUGAUGGCGUUAAUAAAAAAAGGGGGCAGGCGUUGGUUUUCAUGCCACAGCUGGCAGAAGCCGAGAGACGACUCCCGUCUUGAGCUCCUCCGUCGGUGUGCUGAAGAUGAAGGUUGUGUCACCGCCACUGAACUGCAGUCGUGUGCCAAAGACGAGCCGGUCUCCACCCAAACCCCCUCCGCCUCCCUGCUGUUGCAUUACAUCCAUGUAUUUAUUUACCGAGAGUUGAUGUCGCCAAACAAAACUACAAAUUCUAGUGAACGUGUGCUGAUUAGAAUUCAGUGACGGAGCUUUAUUUUAAUCUGCACAGGCACAAUGACGUGAUGGAGGAUUUUUGUAAACCACUUUGUGCCAAGAAUAUGAUGAGGAGGAGGAGGAGAGGGAGAGCAAACUGAGAACUGGCCUUUCAUCACCUCCUUAUUUACUAAUUUCACUCUCGCUAUCGUACGCCUCUGGAUGUGUCGACUGUUUGCCAGCGAUGGAGAUAUGGGUCAAGCCGACUCUGAGGUCAGAUUCUCUCGAAUGCAAAUUGCAAUUCAUAGAUUCAGAACUGUUCUAGGACGAGAUGCAAAAAAACGUCAAUUUGUCUGUGACCUGUAAUAAUGCAUCUGAAUUGUGUUGCAGCCGCCUUGUUUCUAAGCCUGUUCUCGGUAUUCUUUUAAUGGAUCGGUGGGUUAAAAUAAAAGUGUCCUCCGUGUGAUUACUGUCGUGUGCUUCAUGCUAAAGUAGCUUACAUGUACUUCUACAAUGAAUACCUUUUACAGUUAUUCACAGGUGAAGUGAGCGACCGGUGCAUUUUGAACCCUACAAGCAUCCUGUCACAUCCUAAAUUGGCCUCCUUUUUUUUUCCUACACUGGACUCACUUUUAUGAUUCUGGGUGAUGUGGGAAGUAAACGAUAAGUACAAGGGAGGCUUGUGUGCGUUUUCUAAUUCACAGUAAUAAAGCGUCAUCAGUCGAUGUCCUGAUGCAGUGGAUGAGAACUGGCUCAGAUGAGUCGACUCAUUUACAGACGAGGACUGUAGAAACGCCACGCAAACAUUUCAAAUCAUUGUUUAACCGGACAUAAUAAUAAUCUGUGAGAACAUUCAUGAAAGCAUUCACGCUCAGACACUCCCGUUGCAUGUUAACAUUUUAAUGGUUCCUCAGAUUCUUGUGUUUUUAGUUUCAAUCUACGGCCGCUCUGUGUGUCGUGUGUUUGCAGAAUUUGAGCUGGCUGCAGCAGAUUUAUUUUUGAUAUGCUUUUAGAUGUUUCUUGAUCUGAUUCUGUGUACCUGUGUAGCUAGCUCUUAUUUAAUGUCUCACUGUAGUCUUGAUAAAUAAUACACACUAAUGAGUUCUUUUUUUUUAAGUGCCUGCUUCCUUUCCACCCGACCAAGUCAACCACCCCUUUUCACUCUGGUGUAAUUAGUUUGAAUUGUCUAUUUAUUAUGUGGAUGACUUGAAAGAAAUAAACACUGAACAUGUGA